CGCCCUCCAUCAUUCCCAUAAACUCUUCUGCCUGCCUUUGCUGCUUGCUGCGCUAGGAAAUCAUGCAAUUGCUCUGUUCUUGACCUGAAAAUAAGCUUUCAAGAUCUGCGCCCUCGGAGAAGCCUACAGUAGCUGACUCUAGCUAUAAAUCAUCAGUCGGUGCUCCGACAUUGGAGAUCUUUGGUCGCAUUCAGCCGCCCGGCUCCGUUCCAUCCUCCGUGCAACUAGUCUUGAACUGCUUGCACCGCUGUCGCACCACGACGUGCCGGUUCGGCCGAAAUCCCCACCCGCCUCGUCCUCGCCAUGACUUCCUCGGGCACGCCCGGGUCCCUGGCAAGUCGGCCGUUUCCCUUCUUGGAUUUGCCUGGAGAGGUGCAGAGAGAGAUAGUAAGACAUUGUCCCACGAGCGACUUGAUCAGUCUCUCUGUGGUCUCGAAGCACUUCCGUGAACUCGCUGCCGCUGAGCUGUAUCGCGACUUCCGCAUCGUCUUUCCGGAUGAGGACAACCCGCAAUUUGACGGGCCCGUCGAUGCCCUCGCCGGGGGCUUCGACACGUUCGCUACGAGCGACUACAACUAUGCCCAGCACCUGCGGAACCUCUGUCUUGAUACCCUCUACAUGGGCGACAAGGCCGAGCUUGCUUAUAGGCCCUAUCUUACCAACCUGAGCUGCGGCAAGUUUAUGAACACUUUGCUGUUCUUGAUUUUGCGCAAGGCGAAAGCGCUCGAGUCCUUCAAGUGGAACAUCCGCAUCGAACUCAGCCGUCCGGUCUACAAUGCACUGCACCAGAUCGGGUCUCUCUCUCACGUUCAUAUCAGGCUACACGCUGGACCCUCUCAGUACGAUGCGCCACCACCGCUUCCAUACAAUGCAUCCAACUCGACCCCGUCCUUAGCACCCGUGCAUGUUGUGCCGGUUAACCCCCUUCCUCCACCAGGCUUUGCACCACCUCCACUCCCUCCUCCCGGGAGCUUUUAUGUAGCAACCGUGACCACACCUUCCUCAUCGGUACCGAAAGCGCCACGGUCCAAGGUGGCCAAGAAAUCACCUUUUGUGAAAGAAGCCACGACGCUAUCCGGCUUCAAAAACCUCAAGACCCUUGCUGUCCUCGACAUCGACACGCUUGACCUUGUUCCUGAACUGAGGUCGUGCAUUCGGAACUCCGCUGGGACUCUCUCGAAGCUGAAACUAUCCUUCUCAGAAAAGCUUGCGUCGCUGGCCAGGAGUCCGUCGGUCGACCCAGACCCAGAAGACUCAGUUUCCGAGGACGACUUCCAGCCGUUACCGCCCCCACCGCAAAACGACGACGUGAGCGGGCCUGCCAAAGUCUUCCGAGCACAGGAAGAAAAGAAAGCACAAGAAUCCGCACUGGGUCGCAUCUUCGAUACCGAACCCUUGCUGGAUAUCAGGUCUCGGAGGAAUCGAGAAAAUGACAAGGGGAAACCUGAAGUGAAGGAUACCAAAGGGGAGCUCCCUAUCAAGUCUGACGACGACUUCGUUAGCCGAAUUAAGACAUAUGUGUCGAAGCUGCUCCCCGAGGUGAACGGCACUGGCAAUUUUGCGGCGUCCCAGGACGUCCUUGACGCGAUUGGACUCGCGGCUCAGAAGUACCUUGAUGAAAUCAAACCGCCCAAAGAGAAAGAGCAGGAAACACCGAACGACACUAACGCCUCAUCAUCGAGUGCCAAUCCAUCGUCUGAGACCACAGCUACGGAAGAGUCUGCCGACACAAACGAGUCCGGACUCAGCCUCUUCAGCCAACCCACAGCCUCUAGGAAAGCGAAGGCAGCGCAGAAGGACGUGAGCCCCGAGGAUAUUGAUAUCGAAGAGCCUGAAGGAGAGCUCUCCAUUGAUCCCCAGGACCCACCGGCCAGUGAUUCUCCAGUAGAUGAAACUGCAGCCACUUCUUCAGAACCAUCCUCGUCUGCAGCAGCGGGCGUUGCGCAUGCAAAAGCAGAGUACGGAAAGGCCAUGGCCAAUCUGGUUGCGCAAAAGGCCAACUAUAAGGAAUUGUCAGCGAAACUUGAUGAGUUCGAGGCCUACGCCAGACAGUUGGACCGGGAGAUUCAGCGAAUACAUGCCAACAGCGCGACUGUCGACCUCAAGAGCCUAGUGGAGGCCGAGUCGCAGAUGCUGAGCUUCAACCGGAGUAUCCAGGACAUGCAGCGGGAGAUUAGCAUUUUAGAAGCAGAGAUUGAGUUCGCCGAGCGGAUUCAGCCCACAACUACCGACAGGGACAAGUUACACGCUCACAUCCAGCGCAUGGGGGAGUACCUCCGCAAAACGAGGGGCAUGGCACUUGAGUCUCUUAGCAUCUACCUCAUUCCGGUUAAGGCGUCUGUUCUUUCCCGAGCGGUCGAUCUGCGCGUUCUUCGCCGCCUUACGCUUCUUAAUGUUGGCAUCCAGAACCCGGUCUGGGCGCUGCUCCACAAGGAGAACAAGGAGGCUCCGUUGGCGCUGCGCAAGAUCUUCACCGACCACGUCACACCCAUCUUUUUGAACUUUGUCUCGGCACUCCAGGAAGUGCACGAGCUCUUCAUGCUCGAGAGAGAGGUUAAGUAUAAGCCCGAGAGCUUUGCGCCGAGGACCGAGGUGACGAUAGACCAGAUCCGCAAGAUGGCGCUCAAGCGCCACAUGGGGACUCUGCGGCGGCUGAUGAUCAAAAACCUGGCGGAUACGGCAUGGGAUGUCAACGAGAAGACGGUGCUGCUGCUGUGCAGGCAUGGACGGAAGCUUGAGGAGCUGGCGUGCAACAUGAGCGUCCGGGCUAUGCACUCCUUCAUGCAGCACAUCGCCGGGCUGGCAAGCUUGAGAGCUCUGCACAUUAUCCAGCUCCGUAACGAGGAUACGUGUGUCUGGGUCAUGCGCGAGACGAAGCGGUUCCUGAUUGACAACAUCUCGCACUAUCCGUUCCUGAAGCUGGAGUGGAUUUCAAUCGAUGACGAUGAUAGGGCCGAGCAACUGAUCCGCGUUGUGCCCGAGGAUAAGAAGAAGAAAAAGAAGGGGGCGGACGAGGGCAAAAAGGACGGGAAAUCGACGGCCGACGUAAAGGCUAAGCAGACACCGGGCGGUCUGAGCUUGAAUCCCGGGCCCGCGGCUCCCGGGCCUGUAGACGACAGCGAUAGCGACGAUGAUGAUGUCACGAAGGGGCAGAAGAUCAUCACGGUGGAAGGCGUGCCUUUUUGUGAAGUGGAAGGCGUCAGGAUAUUCAAAAAGGAGGUUGUUGCCGGGAAGCUUUGAGAUGGCUGACAGGCGGACGGGUGGGCUAGAUAUCCGGAUAGGGGACGGGCUUUUGCAUCUGUCAUGGUUAAAAUAGGGAUGGGAAUAGGAUUAUGGGGGUUUGGCAGGACUGGGAAAACGUUAUUUUUCUUUAUUUUGUCUAUAUUCCCUUUUCAUCCCGCCACCUUCACCUUCACCUCCUUCUCCUUUAGUACCAUAAUUUUUUCCAGCUGUAUUUGAUCUUGUCAUCAUGCUGCUUUCCGUCCAGGUACAUUCUUUGCUGCUGUCACGGAGGCUGCGGUUGUUAGCGAGCGGAAUACCCCAUCAUCAUAUCAUGUAUGUACCGUACCAAUUAUAUGGUUGAAACCGUCCCCUUGAUUUCAAUCCCAGGAGCACGCAUA
This is a messenger RNA of Canariomyces notabilis, 3620 nucleotides long. RefSeq lists its product as uncharacterized. The record is from RefSeq and is a predicted model, not a curated record. Lineage: Eukaryota; Fungi; Ascomycota; Sordariomycetes; Sordariales; Chaetomiaceae. The coding region runs from base 304 to 3240 and encodes 978 amino acids. Gene Ontology annotation, molecular function: protein binding. The transcript is spliced from 3 exons.